AUGCCUUCAGUGUGUAGUGAAUAAAAGUGUAUAAAAUUAAGCUAAUUCAUAACAUUGAAUUACUAAGCUAAGCUUGGUCUGUAUAAAAUUGAGUUUUCUUUUUUAGGUAACGGUGCACUGUCUCAUUAAAGAUUUGAAAAAAUACACUCUAUAUAUUAUUCAAUGUUCAUAAAUUUGAAUUCUUUAAAAAAGAUGAAAUUUAAAAUUGUUUACCCAAUUAAUUACCUAAAAUAAUAAAAUUCAUAAUCUGAACUAAUUAACUUACUCAAAAGGCAUGGGUUAAUUCAAGCAAAUUAUGGAUUAUGUAUGUAAUAGUAUUAAUUAAGUAUAAAUUUAAUCAUAUAUUUAUGCUUUAAGCAAUGA
Molecule: messenger RNA, 363 nt
Organism: Tetrahymena thermophila SB210
Lineage: Eukaryota; Ciliophora; Oligohymenophorea; Hymenostomatida; Tetrahymenidae
Exons: 1
Source: RefSeq, a predicted model, not a curated record